This is a messenger RNA of Mugil cephalus (flathead mullet), 2827 nucleotides long. RefSeq names its product SWI/SNF-related matrix-associated actin-dependent regulator of chromatin subfamily E member 1-like. The coding region runs from base 472 to 1755 and encodes 427 amino acids. The record is from RefSeq and is a predicted model, not a curated record. Gene Ontology annotation, biological process: negative regulation of DNA-templated transcription. The transcript has 11 exons. Lineage: Eukaryota; Metazoa; Chordata; Actinopteri; Mugiliformes; Mugilidae. Gene Ontology annotation, cellular component: SWI/SNF complex. Gene Ontology annotation, molecular function: nuclear receptor binding; nucleosomal DNA binding.
GUAAAACAGUGUGGGUCAACGCUGCUGCAUCCGUGCUACUGUAACAGUAACUGGGCUACACGACGCUAUAUUAUGGUUGAACACAUGUGCAGACUCAAAUCCAGCACCGCUGCCUUGGUGCUACACGUUUUCUUACUGCCUUGAAUGGCUGUUCGUGGAUAGAAAUAUGUUUGUGCUGUCAUAGCAGCGUGUGAGAGCUGCAGCACUCGCUGACAGCUGAGGGCGAUGCGAAUCAGCAUCGAGGCAAAAGCACAGCUGUAAUAAGGAGAGGGUGGGGGUGCAAUUCUGGAAGAUUCUACAGGAUUCAUACGAGUGGACCCCAUUUCAUUCGUUUAUUGUGGGGACUGAUAGUCCGAGCUGGCUGGUUAGCCUUCCCUGUCAAAGCCACACCGCACACACUCAGUGGUGGGGGACUAAAGGUUUUAGGAUCCAAUGUCUGGAAUAGACUGAAACCUUUACAUCACCUCAACAAUGUCAAAGCGACCAUCCUAUGCCCCUCCACCCCCUCCAGCCCCCACGACUCAAAUGCCCAACACUACCGGGUUUGUGGGGUAUAACCCAUACAGCCAUCUGGCCUACAACAACUACAGACUGGGAGGGAGCCAAAGCAGCAACAGUCGGGUAACGAAUUCCUCUGGAAUAAAUAUUCCAAAGCCACCCAAGCCACCUGACAAGCCACUGAUGCCGUAUAUGAGAUAUAGUCGAAAGGUUUGGGAUCAAGUAAAAGCCUCCAAUCCUGAUCUGAAGCUAUGGGAAAUUGGGAAGAUAAUCGGUGGCAUGUGGAGGGACCUCACUGAUGAGGAGAAACAGGAUUAUUUGAAUGACUACGAAGCAGAGAAGAUUGAGUAUAAUGAGAGCAUGAAGGCCUAUCACAACUCGCCCGCCUACCUGGCCUACGUCAAUGCAAAAAGCCGGGCCGAGGCAGCGCUGGAAGAGGAGAGUCGUCAGAGGCAGUCCAGACUGGACAAGGGUGAGCCUUACAUGAGUAUCCAGCCAGCAGAGGAUCCAGAUGAUUACGACGACGGGUUUUCUAUAAAGCACUCGGCCGCGGCUCGUUUCCAGCGCAACCACCGCCUGAUCAGCGAGAUCCUCAGCGAGAGCGUCGUCCCAGACGUGCGGUCCGUCGUCACCACCGCUCGAAUGCAGGUCCUCAAGCGCCAGGUCCAGUCUCUGAUGGUGCAUCAGAGAAAAUUGGAGGCAGAGUUGCUUCAGAUUGAAGACCGCCACCAGGACAAGAAAAGAAAAUUCAUCGAGGCCACAGAGUCGUUCACAAAUGAGCUUAAAAGGCUGUGCUGCAUGAAGGUGGAAGUGGACAUGGAGAAGAUUUCUGCAGAGAUCGCUGCAGCAGAAGAGGCUGCCCGCAAACGGCUGGCAGAACGUGAGAAAGACGCAGGAGAACGAGGUGCAAGAGAGGCCCCCACCUGUGUGUUGGCAGAGGAAGAAAAGCACAUUUGUGCAACACAUGGCAACAAGUCCCAGCAAAAUCCCCUCAGUGAAAGCAGCAACAAGGAGGGCGAGGACACGGAGCCCAGCGCCACAGAUAAACCAGCGAAGACAAAGGCCUCAGAGGAGCUCGACGCCCAUCCAGGUAGCGAGGAGGGGGCGUCGGAGGACAAGGAGAGCGUCCCAGAGGGGGCCAUGGAGGAGGGAACGAGCGACAGCAACACGGGCUCGGAGACCACCUCCGCUCAGACCGAAGAUGCCGCGACCAGUGAGCCACCAGAGGGGCCCAGCAGGGCGAGAGCGGCCCACUGAGUCCAACACCACACUGUCUGCGGAGUGCAGGGUUGACCUUUGCGUCCGCCGGCCACUGAUUCGACCCUCCGAUUUCAGAUAUUGCAUAGUUUAUCAUCGCAGUUUGUCAAAGCGUGCGAAGAGCUUGCAGACGAGCUCGGGGUUUAACAAACCUGAGGCGGGGAUGACGUUUUAGUAGAGUUUGAACACCGAGGCUCACAGACAGGAGCCGAACACACACAAAAAAAAACAAACAAAAAAAAAACAAAAAAACUUAAAGCCGACAAAGCAAUGAUCCUGUCUAAAAUCAAUGGCUGCUAACGCUAACGUGUGCCACAAAAGCCCAUGUGAAAGCACUAUAUUUUCUCCACAGGCCGUAGAGCCAUUUGGAAGAAGAAUCCAUGCAGGCCCUCUUCAGCACAUAACGAUACAUAUCUCUAGCACUAUGGCAGAUCCCAGAUUGAAGAAAAAAAUGUUAAAACAAACAUUACUCAGUGUUAUAUUUAACUUUGUCCUUAUUGUAUUGUAGUGUCAUUGUUGCUUUUUAUUGUUAUUUUUGCAUGUUGCAAUUUUCUAAAAAUAAGUUUGUGAAGAGUGGAGCUAGGUGACCAUCUCCUUGCCAGGAGAAUAUUUGUUUACUUUCUGUAUCAGUAUUACAGUGGCAGUAUUGUCUCAGGAGUUAGUCAUUAGUAGUAGUUAUUUUUGUUAUUUAUUAUCAGCAUUUUUAUUAUACUUGUGUAUUGGGUGCCCUGGGCCCGGCCCAGUCCAUCCGUGGGUACAUCAUCAUCAGUGUCAUCGUCAUCAUCAAUGCUGUACAAUGCUCAACUACCAGUGUUCUCAAGUAUGCUAGCUGUCAAUCAAAUCAAAAGCAGUACGCUUAGAACAUUACUGUGUUAUGAUCAAUAUAGCCGUUUUGAGCAGGAAAACUUUUAAAUGUACCGUAAUUGUGUACGCAGUGUAACGAGGUUUGCUUUAACAUGGAUUUUCAUGUUGUCGUAAAACAGCUUGAAGAACAGUCAUAAACAUGCAGUCUUAAAUGAAUUUCCUUUUGCAUAUUUAUACCAAUAAAUUUUUCUACCCUCGAAUAAUUUCA